UUUCCGACCUCUUGGUAAGCAGCCAGUCAGAUGAUACUCCCUUUCCCCGUGCAAUCAUUAUUGGCCCUCACCCGCCCUUCUUGAACCCGGUACCCAAACCGAUAUUCUGUGCCCCUCAACGACACUUUUACUGCCCCUCUUCCGCGGCGAUGGUUUCUUGGCCAUCGUCCGUACGGUCCAUCGUGAUCCUUUGAUCAUGUCCCUCAUUAGUGCCCUUCCUUACAACUAAUGCAUGCAUGUACUCCUUUUUCUUUCAUUGCCGCCGUCGUUGGAUCGAUCGGUGACUGUCCGCCAUGACUAACGGACAUGGGAACCCCACAAUCCAAUGCUGAUCUCAACAUACAGGUUACCAGCGCAACUCAUGUGGCUACUGUAAAUCCGACAAUGGAAGCGCAUCGUACUAUACUAGCUCUGUAUCAGUACGCCCCGUCCAUUAUGAGGAACUCGUCAACCGUGGGUGGAGACGGUAUGUAUCUAUCACUCGCUUGAUGAGAGAGUACGUGGCAUCCGGUCGCUAAUUCCUACUCCAGAUCAGGGACGCUUUACUACAAGCAGAACCUGCAGAGAUCAUGUUGUCCGCACUAUACGAUGAGACUUGAGGCGACAGCCUUCAAGUCGAGGAAGGACCAACGCAAAGCAAUCAAUCGCUGGAACAAGUUCGUCUUGGGACCGGAAUACAUCAGACGGGCAGCGUAUCUGUGCCCUAAAACACGGGAAGAAAAGAAGCACCGGAAGUGCAAUUUCGAUCUGCUCACGGCGGUUCACGAAGCUGAAUACAGCAAUGUAAAGCGGCCCAUUGAUCCCAAGACCAAGAAGUACUUGGAACCUGCUCAUCGAUUUGAGGUCAACAUAGAAGGGGACUCUGUGUCUCAGGCAAAAUACGAGCUCUUCCUCAAAUACCAGACCAAGGUCCACAAAGAAGACGUCUCCACGUGGCAGCAGAAGGACUUCAAACGGUUCCUCUGCUCGGGCCUAAAGCGUUCCCCGGCUGAUCCCAAGUCUACUGAGAAGAAACUAGGAUCAUGGCAUCAGUGCUACCGCCUGGAUGGGAAGCUCAUAGCCGUUGCGGUCCUGGACUUGAUGCCGAGUGGUGUGAGCUCCGUAUAUAUCUUCUAUGAUCCCGACUACGAACAGUGGGAAUUCGGGAAACUAAGCGCCCUAAGGGAAAUUGCCCUCUCUAUUGAAGGUAGCUACCAGUAUUACUACAUGGGCUAUUAUAUCCACUCCUGCCAGAAAAUGCGUUACAAGGGAUCGUUCAGGCCACAGUACAUCCUCGAUCCUGAAAGCCACACAUGGGAUCCACUUGAAGGCGAACUGGCAAAGAAGCUAGACGAACGUCCAUACGUAUCGCUCUCGCGUGACCGCCAGAUUGUCGCCGAAAGCACACAAGAGUCCGCUGGGACAGAGGCCGACGCCGAAAUCAAUGAUGAUGAGGUAUCUCUGUUUGACCUACGCAUGCCUGGCGUCCUGUCUCUGGAGGAAGUAAGGGCUUUGGAUUUGGACCACUGGCUACUCCUCGUCCAUGGUAGUUUUGUGCAUAUGAUUGAUCUCGUGGGAUGGGAGACGAUGCCUAUGGAUAAUCCCCAGUCAGUUAAAGGGAUAAUUGCUGAACUUGCCGCGGUGUUGGGUCCGAAAACUGUUAAGGAGAGUGCCGUCGUACUAUUUGACUAAUAGCGUCUUUAGAAUUCACUCUUAUCUAUCCAUAUAGGAAAGGUUCCAUAGGGAAAAUAUGUGC
Aspergillus pseudotamarii is the source of this 1735-nucleotide messenger RNA. RefSeq names its product arginyltransferase. Gene Ontology annotation, cellular component: cytoplasm. NCBI's taxonomy places the organism in Eukaryota, Fungi, Ascomycota, Eurotiomycetes, Eurotiales, Aspergillaceae. Gene Ontology annotation, biological process: protein arginylation. Gene Ontology annotation, molecular function: arginyl-tRNA--protein transferase activity. The coding region runs from base 589 to 1671 and encodes 360 amino acids. The transcript is spliced from 9 exons. The record is from RefSeq and is a predicted model, not a curated record.